AUGGGUGAGGGAAGAAACAUUGUUGCAGUGAUGGUCGUUUUAGGUAUGUUGCUGGUUUUGUCUGAUUUGGUUGAUGCAAGAACCUAUGUGGUUGGGAAAAAAGAUGGUUCAUGCUCAGAGGAUAUAUGUUGGACCUUUAAUGUUACUGAUUGGCCUAAGGACAAGAACAUUGCUUCUGGUGAUGUGCUCGUUUUCAAUUACAAUCCUUCUGUGCACAACGUGGUGUUUGUGGACGAGAUAGGAUACAAAACAUGCACAGUUCCAAAAGAUCCAAGAUAUUCGAGAGUGUAUAGAACAGGACAUGAUCAUAUUCAACUUCCUGAUUUCGGACCCAUUCAUUUCAUUUCAAGUGUCAAAGAUGAUUGUAAAAGAGGAAUCAAAAUUGAAAUCCGAUGA
Molecule: messenger RNA, 396 nt
Organism: Vigna umbellata (rice bean)
Lineage: Eukaryota; Viridiplantae; Streptophyta; Magnoliopsida; Fabales; Fabaceae
Product: basic blue protein-like
Cellular component (GO): plasma membrane
Molecular function (GO): electron transfer activity
Source: RefSeq, a predicted model, not a curated record